This is a messenger RNA of Brassica napus (rape), 1653 nucleotides long. RefSeq names its product small polypeptide DEVIL 16. Bases 733 to 894 code for a protein of 53 amino acids. Lineage: Eukaryota; Viridiplantae; Streptophyta; Magnoliopsida; Brassicales; Brassicaceae. The transcript has a single exon. The record is from RefSeq and is a predicted model, not a curated record. Gene Ontology annotation, biological process: negative regulation of cell population proliferation.
UGUCCGACGACCUUGGUGUCCGUGGGAAGCUCCGUCGGAAUUCGGAGUGUUUUCUUGUAGUGUUCAGUCAUGUAUGUUUUACUUUUACUUCGCAUAGUACAUCUAUUUCAUGAGUUUGUAAGAAAUAUUCUAUUGGGUUAUUUUGGUAAAAACUAAAUAUUCAGAUUUGCUUUUACCUUACUUUUUUUGUUAAAUGCUUUUAUAUAUUCACAUUUUAGUAUCAAAAAUAUAUUUUUGUUUUGGUGUAAAUAGUAUCAAAAAUAUUUUUAUCAUGUAUACAUAUAUAUAUAUAUAUAUUUAUUUAGGUGAGUAACAUUCAAAUAAACAUUUGCAACCUUAAAGGAAUGAUAAUGAGCUCAUUGUAUUUUUGUUUGGUUUACGUUUCUUUGGUUUAUUCUCAACUAGCUAGAAUAAAACAAAAGCACACAACAACUUAAAUGUCUCCAAUAUUUUUGAGACAAGUUAAAAUAUAUUUACUAUCAAGGAAACAUAUAAACAAAGUAAAUAUUCACAGCGUAUGGUUGGUUUGGACAAUUACGUAGUGAAAAACAUACUUUUGAGCUUUUGAUAAUAUUUGCCCCCUCCACUUGAGGACUAUAUACUAACCCCCCAUCUUUGUCUCUCUUCUAAAAAAUCAAAGCUCAUAAGCAGAAACCUUCAAACUCUUCCAGUUUUUUUGUUCUUUAAAAGUUUGUAUAUUGUAUCGGACUCACUAAGGGAAGAAACGAAUCAAUGGCACCAGAGGAUAAUAGCUCGUGCGAGCCUUGCAAGACUUUUGGACAGAAGUGCAGUCAUGUCUUGAAGAAACAAAGAGCCAAGUUUUAUAUUCUUCGCCGUUGUAUCGCCUUGUUAGUCUGCUGGCGUGACAACAACCACGACUGCAAGGACUUUUGAUUGUUUUCUCUGGGAUAACUUCUUUUGCUUUUCUAAUAGCGUUUUAGUGUCUUUUCUGUCCGCUCAAGACAUAUUUAGUAGCUUUUACUAGUGUACUCAUCCGAGUGUAAACUUGGCAUAAUGCAUGCUAGACCUUUUUUUGUUAUAUUGGUUCUCAUAUACCUUUUCGUAAAAAUAUAUACAUAACGUGCAUACGUUUUAUCAAUGUAUGGAUUUUAUAAAUAUGGUUACACAACUAGUGUUAAGAAAAGUUGUAUAUGAUGAACAGAUCUAUAGCUUUUAAUAUUUGCAAUAUAUAAAUUAACUGGAACUGUUGUACUUGUAUGUAUUGGCAACGGUUGGUCUUGAAUGAGAAUGUUUAACAAAAAAUAAGCAAUUUGCCAUCUUAAAUUAAAGAGAAUAAUUAGACAAAAACCGAUGUAACUUUCUGCCAAAAAAGAAAAAGAAUCAGCUCUUCGGCCUGAAGCCCUAAGGUGUUGGAAAUAGAUGUUAAACGUGGAACAAUAAUUCUGGCCUUUGUUUUUUCUUUGUUAAUUUAAUGUUCAGGAUUAAAUAAAUGUUUUCUAUGUUAAAUCACUGAAUAAGAAUGAAAGUAGACGCUGCCAUAUAUUCUACUAAAGAUAGAAAACUCUCUGCUUCAGAAUAAAAUAUAACACAUCAAAGUCAUCACUAGAUUCGGAGCAUGCAUGCACAUGAGACUCGGUCUCUUCUGCGAGUGAGUUAUUAUUAUUGGUGAAACCCUUUUUGGGUUUCUUAAUU